Juglans regia (Persian walnut) is the source of this 3141-nucleotide messenger RNA. RefSeq lists its product as uncharacterized. The record is from RefSeq and is a predicted model, not a curated record. Lineage: Eukaryota; Viridiplantae; Streptophyta; Magnoliopsida; Fagales; Juglandaceae. The transcript has 7 exons. Bases 1 to 3141 code for a protein of 1046 amino acids.
AUGGAGGAAAUUGAAGUGGAAUGGGAGCGAUUAAGACUGAAUGAUGAGGAGAGCAUUCCGAUAGCCGUGGAUUUGGGAAAUAUGGAGGAAUUACGGAAAAAUGGGGAGAGGAGCUUAGUUGGAAGAAUUUGCUCAGAUCGAACAAUCGGUAAGGAAACUGUGAGGAAGAUGAUGGAGAAGAUCUGUUGUAUAAUGCACUCUAAGAAGGGGUGUUUGGGUGGAGAGUUGGGGGAUACAAAUGAAGAUAUUGACUCAAAACAGUUUGGAGUUUGGAUGAGGGCCUCAACAGUUAGACAUAAUCGGGCAGAUAGGCAACCAAAAGCUUCGGGAAUGGGAAGGAAUUCCACUAAUACUGAUCAAGGGGAAAAUGGAGAGGUGGUGAUAGGUGGAGGUGUAUUGAGGAAGGAAAAGGGGAGCAUGGAAGGUGGUAUUGAGACAACAGAGGUGGUUGAGAUGACUCAAGGGUUUGAGAAGCAGAAGAUGAUCAAAGUAGAACAAACUUUGGUGCCAAACACAGAAGGAAGGGAGGUCUGGUUCUCUUUUGGAGAAGUAAUGGUGGAGAUUAUCAAUUUUUCUCAAUGGCAUAUUAAUGCCAUGGUUAAAAAUGAUAAUGGAAAAGAAUGGUUGUUUACUGGUUUUUAUGGGCAUCCGGAGGCUGCCAAGAGGAAGUUCACAUGGGAGCUAUUGUCUAGUUUAAAACCUUGUGAGGGAAGAGCUUGGUGUGUGGCAGGGGACUUUAAUGAGAUUUUAACACAAGUUGAAAAGAAAGGGGGACAGAUGAGACCUGAGGGUCACAUGGGGAUGUUUCGUGAUGCUUUACAAAUAAAUGAGCUCUUUGAUAUGGGUUAUGUGGGGGAUUGCUUUACAUGGAGUAAUGGUCAUGCUGAUCAUACUUUUACAAAAGAAAGAUUAGACAGAUAUGUAGCAAAUAAGGACUGGAGAGGAUGUUUUCAUUUAGUCAAGGUGGAAGGUCUAGUUGCAAGAAGUUCAGACCAUAAACAUUUAUUAAUGACUGCUAGUAAUGAAAAGUUUAGGGAGAGGAGAAGAAGAUUUUUGUUUAAAUUCGAGGCCAGCUGGUUAAAGGAGGAUGAAUGUGAGGGGGUUGUGAAAAAAGUCUGGGAAAAGAAGCAGUUAACACCUAAGCCAAUCAAACAUGUGCAGAAUCUGUUGUUAAAAUGUAGUGAUGAGUUAACAAAAGGAUUUAGAAAGAAAGACAGGGAUAGAGGAAGGAAUAUUGAGCAGUUAACAAAAAGGAUAAAGGAAUUGCAAGAUAUGGAGGGUCCCGAGAGGAAGAAAAGAAAUAGAGUGCUGUUUGUGAAGGAUGCUCAAUCAGUUUUGAGAACUGAGGAAAAUGAGAUAGCUGAAGCUUUUAAGAGGCAUUUUUCUGAAGUUUAUAGAUCUGAAUCUCCACCAAGGGAGGCCAUUGAGGAAUGCAUACGCCCCAUUGAUAAAAGAAUAACAAGUUAUAUGAAUGAGAAGUUAGAAAAAAGUUUUAGUAGGGAGGAAGUGGAGGUAGCUUUGAGAGACAUGGGCCCUCAUAAAUCUCCUGGCCCAGAUGGAUAUAGUGCUUGUUUUUACCAAAACUUAUGGGGGAUUGUGGGUGAAGGGAUCAGUAAAGCAGCUUUGAGUUUUCUAAAUGGCAAGUUUGAAAAGUCUCUGAAUUUCACAUACAUAGCAUUGAUUCCAAAGCUGUCUGAGCCUAUGGAGGUGGGGGAUUUCAGGCCAAUAAGCUCGUGCAAUGUCUUGUAUAAGCUCAUUGCAAAAACUUUGGCAAAUAGAUUGAAGAAAGUGUUAAAUGGUGUGAUCUCACAGAAUCAGAGUGCCUUCAUCCCUGAUAGAUUAAUCACGGAUAACAUAGUGGCAGCCUAUGAAGCACUUCAUUCUAUGAAAACCAGACUGAAGGGUAAGAUGGGGACAAUGGCUUUGAAGCUAAACAUCUCAGAAGCCUAUGACAGAGUAGAGUGGUGUUACCUUGAGGUAAUAAUGGUGAAAAUGGGCUUUGGAAGGAGGUGGAUUAAUUUGAUUAUGACAUGCAUUACCACUGUCUCCUAUGCUGUGUUGCUGAAUGGACAACCUGGAGAGGCUGAAGGGGCAGGGUUGAUUAGAGGAGUGGCAGUGGCAAGAGGUGGAGUAAAGCUUAGUCAUCUCCUCUUUGCUGAUGACUGCAUCAUCUUUGGAAGGGCUUGUUGGGAGGAAUGGGUGAAAAUAAGGGGCAUUUUGCAGAUUUAUGAAAGGGCCUCAGGGCAAUGCCUAAACAAACAGAAAACCACUAUUAUGUUUAGCUCAAAUGGAAGGAAAAUGUAUUGGGAAAGGAUUAUAACAGAUUUGGGUGCUCGAGUUCAGAAUAGCUUUGAAAAGUGUCUAGGAUUACCUGCAAUGGUGGGGAAAUCCAGAUAUGAUACUUUUAGAGGAAUCAAGGAUAAAGUGUGGUUGAGACUGAACAAUUGGAAGAAUCAUUUCCUGUCUCCUGCUGGGAAAGAAGUCCUAUUAAAGGCAGUGAUUCAAUCGAUUCCUAUUUACUCCAGGGUCUUACAUGACAAGUAUUUUAAAUUUUCUGGUUUGUUGGAAGCAAAGCUAGGCAGCAAACCUUCAUUAAUUUGGAGGAGUUUGUGGGGAGCUAUGAACUUGUUAAAAGAGGGGCUUGUGUGGAGGGUUGGUAAUGGGGAGAGUAUAAAAAUAUGGGGUGAUAGGUGGAUUCCUCAACUAUCAUCUUAUAAAAUACAAUCUCCCAUCAAGUGCUUAAAUGAGGUUGAUAAGGUGGCAGUGCUCAUUGAUGGAGAAAAGGGUGAGUGGAAAUUGGAGUUGGUGAAAGAAGUGUUCAAUGAGGUUGAGGCUAGGAUUAUAUGUGGUUUACCUGUCAGUAAAGCUGGUAGGCCAGAUAAACAAAUCUGGGCACCUUCCAAGAGUGGGGUUUUCAAUGUGAAAUCUGCUUACCAUUUCGAAAUGCAGAGGAGGAAAAGGUUGCAAGGGGAGUCCUCGAGUUGUGUUGCAGUAGUGGAUGUUUGGGCAGAAAGCAAAAGUCCAGUUCAGAAAUGGCCAUCUAAAGAAGUGGAUUUUGGGUUUGUAUGGAGGAAAAUGUCACAAUCUUUGAGUAUGGAAGAAUUGGAAUUGAUUGCUAUAGUCUUGAGGAAUAUUUGGUGA